Saimiri boliviensis boliviensis (Bolivian squirrel monkey) is the source of this 4151-nucleotide messenger RNA. RefSeq names its product integrin subunit alpha L (gene ITGAL). The record is from RefSeq and is a predicted model, not a curated record. Gene Ontology annotation, biological process: cell adhesion mediated by integrin; integrin-mediated signaling pathway; cell-cell adhesion. Gene Ontology annotation, molecular function: integrin binding. NCBI's taxonomy places the organism in Eukaryota, Metazoa, Chordata, Mammalia, Primates, Cebidae. Gene Ontology annotation, cellular component: external side of plasma membrane; integrin complex.
AGGCGCGCCUCCCUCCCCGCCCAAGAGUGUCACCAGCCUGGUGCUUCUGUGAGAAAGUACCACUGUAAGAGGCCAAAGGGCAUGAUCAUUUUCCUAUUUUACCCUGUCUAGGUCGCCAGCAAAUCCCAAGGGUCUCCUGAGGCUGCCCCUGGAGCCACAGGUCCCUCCAGUGCUGGAAGAAUGAAGGAUUUCGGCAUCAUCGUGAUGGCCAUGGCGCUGCUGUCUGGGUUCUUUUUCUUUGCACCGACCUCGAGCUACAACCUGGACGUGCGGGGCGCGCAGAGCUUCUCCCCACCUCGAGCCGGGAGGCAUUUUGGAUACCGCGUCUUGCAGGUCGGAAACGGGGUCUUCGUGGGAGCUCCAGGAGAGGGGAACAGCACAGGAAGCCUCUAUCAGUGCCAGCCAGACACAGGACACUGCCUGCCAGUCAGCCUGAGAGGUUCCAACUAUACCUCCAAGUACUUGGGAAUGACCUUGGCAACAGACCCCACAGGUGGAAGCAUUUUGGCCUGUGACCCUGGGCUGUCUCGAAUGUGUGACCAGAACACCUAUCUGAGUGGCCUGUGUUACCUCUUCCACCAGAAUCUGCAGGGCCCCGUGUUGCAGGGGCGCCCUGGUUUUCAGGAAUGUAUCAAGGGCAACGUUGACCUCGUAUUUCUGUUUGAUGGUUCGGGGAGCUUGCAGCCGGAUGAAUUUGAGAAAAUUCUGGAAUUCAUGAAGGAUGUGAUGAAGAAACUCAGCAACACUUCCUACCAGUUUGCUGCUGUUCAGUUUUCCACAGAAUACAAAACGGAAUUUAAUUUCUUAGAUUACGUUAAACAGAAGGACCCUGACGUUCUGCUGAGGCCCGUAGAGCACAUGUUGCAGUUGACCAACACCUUCGGUGCCAUCAACUAUGUCGCGAAAGAGGUGUUCCAGGAGAAGCUGGGGGCUCGGCCAGAUGCCACCAAAGUGCUCAUCAUCAUCACAGACGGGGAAGCCACCGACAAUGGCAACAUCGAUGCGGCCAAAGACAUCAUCCGCUACAUCAUUGGGAUUGGAAAGAAUUUUCAGACCAAGGAGAGUCAGGAGACACUCCACAAAUUUGCCUCAAAACCUGCGAGAGAGUUUGUGAAGAUUCUGGACACAUUUGAGAAGCUAAAAGAUUUAUUCACUGAGCUUCAGAAGAAGAUCUAUGUCAUUGAGGGCACAAGCAAACAGGACCUGACCUCCUUCGACAUGGAGCUGUCCUCCAGUGGCAUCAGUGCUGACCUCAGCAGGGGCCAUGCAGUCGUGGGGGCAGUAGGAGCCAAGGACUGGGCUGGGGGCUUCCUGGACCUAAAGGCAGACCUACAGGAUCACACAUUUAUUGGAAAUGAACCAUUGACACCAGAAGUGAGGGCGGGCUAUUUGGGGUACACCAUGACCUGGCUGCCCUCCCGGGAAAAGACUUGGCUGCUGGCCUCGGGAGCCCCUCGAUACCAGCAUGUGGGCCGAGUGCUGCUGUUCCAAGAGCCAGAGGGCAGAGGACACUGGAGCCAGGUCCAGGCAAUCAAUGGGACCCAGAUUGGCUCUUAUUUCGGUGGGGAGCUGUGCAGUGUGGAUACGGACCAAGAUGGGGAGACAGAGCUGCUGCUGAUUGGCGCCCCGCUGUUCUAUGGGGAGCAGAGAGGAGGCCGGGUGUUUAUCUACCAGAGAAGACAGUUGGGGUUUGAAGAGGUCUCAGAGCUGCGGGGGAACCCCGGCUACCCACUCGGGCGGUUUGGAGAAGCCAUCACCGCCCUGACAGACAUCAAUGGCGAUGGGCUGGUGGAUGUGGCUGUGGGGGCCCCUCUGGAGGAGCAGGGGGCUGUGUACAUCUUCAAUGGAAUGCAUGGGGGACUGAACCCCCAACCAAGUCAGCGGAUAGAAGGGACCCAGGUGCUCACAGGAAUUCGGUGGUUUGGACGCUCCAUUCAUGGGGUGAAGGACCUUGAAGGGGAUGGCUUGGCAGACGUGGCCGUGGGGGCGGAGGGCCAGAUGAUCGUGCUGAGCUCCCGGCCCGUGGUGGAUGUGGUCACUCUGAUGUCCUCCUCUCCAGCCAAGAUCCCAGUACAUGAAGUGGAGUGCUUCUAUUCAGCCAGUAACAAGAUGAAGGAAGGCGUUAAUAUCACAGUCUGUUUCCAGAUCAAGUCUCUCAUCCCCCAGUUCCAAGGCCGCCUGGUUGCCAAUCUCACUUACACCCUGCAGCUGGACAGCCACCGAACCAGAAGCCGGGGCUUGUUCCCAGGAGGGAGACAAGAACUCAGCAGGAACAUAGCUGUCACCACCAGCAUGUCCUGCAAUGACUUCUCAUUCCAUUUCCCGGUGUGUGUUCAAGACCUCAUCUCCCCCGUUAAUGUCUCCCUGAAUUUCUCGCUUUGGGAGGAGGACGGGACACCGAGGGACCAAAGGGCGGGCAAGGACAGACCACCCAUCCUGAGACCCUCCCUGCACUUGGAGACCUGGGAGAUCCCUUUUGAGAAGAACUGCGGGGAGGACAAUAAGUGUGAGGCAAACAUGAGAGUGUCCUUCUCAACUGCAAGAUCCAGAGCCCUGCGUCUGACCGCAUUUGCCAGCCUCUCUGUGGAGCUGAGCCUCAGUAACUUGGGAGAAGAUGCUUACUGGGUCCAGCUGGAUCUGCACUUCCCCCAGGGACUCUCCUUCCGAAAGGUGGAGAUGCUGAAGCCCCAUAGCCAGAUCCCUGUGAGCUGCGAGGAGCUUCCUGCAGAGCCCACGCUUCUGUCCAGGGCAUUCUCUUGCAACGUGAGCGCUCCCAUCUUCAGAGCAGGCCGCUCCGUUGCUAUGCAGAUGAUGUUUAAUACGCUGGUAAACAGCUCCUGGGGGGACUCGGUCGAGUUGCGCGCCAAUGUGACCUGUACCAAUGAGGACUCGGGCCUCCUGGAGGACAACUUGGCCAGUACCAGCAUUCCCGUCCUGCACCCCAUCAACGUCCUCAUCCAGGACCAGGAAAACUCCACACUCUAUGUCAGUUUCACCCCUAAAGGUCCCAAGAUCCACCAAGUCAAGCACAUCUACCAGGUGAGGAUCCAGCCUUCCAUCCAUGACCGAAACCUGCCCACCCUGGAGGCUGUGAUUGGGGUGCCACAGCCUCCCAGCGAGGGGCCCGUCACACACCAGUGGAGCGUGCAGAUGGAACCUCCUGCGCCCUGCCACUAUGAGGAGCUGGAGAGGCUGCCCCGAGCAACUGAGCCUUGUCUCCCCGGAGCCCUGUUCCGCUGCCCUGUUGCCUUCAAGCAGGAGAUCCUCGUCCAAGUGAUCGGGACCCUGGAGCUGGUGGGAGAGAUCGAGGCCUCCUCCACGUUCAGCCUCUGCAGCUCCCUCUCCAUCUCCUUCAACAGCAGCAGGCAUUUCCACCUGUAUGGCAGCAAUGCCUCCCUGGCCCAGGUCGUCAUGAAGGUUGAGGUCGUGUAUGAGAAGCAGAUGCUCUACCUCUACGUGCUGAGCGGCAUCGGGGGGCUGCUGCUGCUGCUGCUGAUUUUCAUAGUGCUGUACAAGGUUGGCUUCUUCAAACGGAACCUGAAGGAGAUGAUGGAGGCUGAUGGAGGUGUACCAAAUAGAAUCCCUGCAGAAGACUCCAGGCAGCUGGCGUCCGAGGAAGAGGCCGGGGAUCCAGGCUGCCUGAAGAACUUCCACGAAGAGGACACAGAGAGUGACAGCGGCAAGGACUGAGUCCAGGCCUGUGAUGCGCAGAGGGUCCGGGACUGGACUCCGGACGCCCAGGGCCACUCUGCCUCUGCCUGCAUUCCGCUGUGUGCCCCCGGGGGAGUCACUGUCCCUCACUGGGCCUCAGUUUCCCUAUCUUGAACAUGGGGCUCAUGCCUGCCUGCCUCCUUUGCAGGCUCUUAGGGUGGACCUGCUGAGGGACUGGCCAGGAGGGCUGCAGAAGUGAGGACUUGUCAUGACCAGACAGUCCUGGCUUCCACCAGCCUCUCUUGGUUCCUCUCCCUGGAAGAGAACAUCUGCUCUAAAUGUGGAGAAACUAUAGUCUCAGGACCUAGGGACAUUCCUGACCCUCACACCUUCCCUGGGAGGUCCACAGAUGCCUCUACCCCCGAGAAACUGUCCCUGCGUGCUCCCCUGCACUGGAGCCCAGUCUCUUCUGCUGGCAGAAAGCAAAUGUGACCCGUGUC